This is a messenger RNA of Medicago truncatula (barrel medic), 1372 nucleotides long. Its product is annotated as protein ANTAGONIST OF LIKE HETEROCHROMATIN PROTEIN 1-like. The transcript is spliced from 2 exons. NCBI's taxonomy places the organism in Eukaryota, Viridiplantae, Streptophyta, Magnoliopsida, Fabales, Fabaceae. Bases 167 to 1372 code for a protein of 401 amino acids. The record is from RefSeq and is a predicted model, not a curated record.
ACCUUCUACCUUAUCUAAUCUUAGAACUGUCUUGUUCUUGUUUAUGGAAAAUGAGUUGUUUUUUUAUAUCUUUAUAUUUGAAUCAUCUUAUAUCAUGACACAUUUAAUGGAAAAUGAGUUGUUUUCUAAUAAAGUAUUAUGACCUGCAGCAAUUUUUCUUUUUAUCAUGACACAUUUGAUGGAAAUGCGUGACAGGAAGAAAAAAAUUAUAGCAAUGUUUAUGAUAUAUAUGGAGAUGUUGAAUUACUUUAUGUUGAUGACAAUUGUGUUAUGCUACCUUGAGUUAAGUAAGCGUUUGAAAAAGCGAAAAAGGUCAUGGAAUUUUUAUGAAAGAAGUUUAGUUAGAGAAGUCCAUUUUCGUAGAAUUAUUUACAUGAGUGAUUUGGCUUGCCUUGAAAAUACAAGGAUGGAUAGAGCUGCUUUCCACAAACUAUGUGACAUGUUGCAAGUUAUUGGUGGUUUGCUUCCUACUCGACACAUGUGUGUGGAGGAGUUGGUGGCUAUGUUUUUACAUAUAUUGGCACACCAUGUUAAGAAUAGAAUGAUUAGAAGACAAUUUGUUAGGUCUGGUGAAACAAUUAGUAGGCAUUUCAGUAAUGUAUUAUUGGCAGUUUUGAAGUGUCAUAAAGAAUUGUUAAAACAACCUAAACCAAUUUUGGAGGGCAACACAGACGAACGAUGGAAAUACUUUAAAAAUUGUUUAGGAGCUCUUGAUGGCACCUACAUCAAGGUCAAUGUGCCUGAAGCUGACAAAAGUAGAUAUAGGACAAGGAAGGGUGAGAUAGCUACAAAUGUGUUAGGUGUAUGCUCGCCAGAUUUACAAUUCAUAUAUGUUUUGCCUGGUUGGGAGGGAUCAGCUGCUGACUCUAGAGUCCUUAGAGAUGCUAUUUCUCGACCAAAUGGUUUAAAGGUUCCUCAAGGGUAUUAUUAUUUAUGUGAUGCUGGAUACAUGAAUGGAGAAGGAUUUCUUACUCCUUAUAGAGGUCAAAGGUAUCAUCUUAGUGAGUGGAGGAAUGGAUUACAACCAUCUACCCCUAAAGAAUUUUUCAAUAUGAAACAUUCUUCAGCUAGGAAUGUAAUAGAAAGAUGUUUUGGACUUUUGAAUGGACGUUGGGCUAUAUUUAGAGAGAAGUCAUUUUAUCCUGUAAAAACUCAAGGAAGAAUAAUAGCAGCUUGUUGUCUUUUACAUAAUCAUAUUCGCAAAGAAAUGACAUUGGAUCCUUUGGAAUUGAAUUUAGGAGAUGAUGAGUUCUCUAAUGAAGUCAUGUCCGGUGACAUGAUAACUAUUGUGGAGCCAAGUACGACAUGGAGUCAAUGGAGAGAUAGUUUUUCAUUAGAUAUAUUUAAUAGGUGGAGAGGUGAAAAUCAUUGA